AUGGCAGUCAUCCGCGCCGCCGAGCGCGCGCACAGCCCCGCCAUAAUCCAACUCUUCCCCUGGACUAUGCACUUCCAGGGCGCACACUUCAUCCGCUUCGUCGUCGCUGCUGCGCAUGCCGCUUCCGUCCCCAUCGCUGUGCAUCUAGAUCACUGCAUCGAACCCGAUGACAUUGAUUUCGCUCUCACACUCCCCUUUGAUUCGAUAAUGAUUGAUGGGUCCAGCAUGGAUGAGGCUGAGAAUGUCGCGCUCUGCGCGAGCACGGUAGCCAGGGCGCAUGAGUGCGGUAUGGCGGUCGAGGUUGAAUUAGGGCGGAUUGAGGGUGGCGAGGAUGGCCUUCCUAACAUGGACCUAGGCAGUGUGAUGACGAGGCCUAGCGAUGCACGGGUGUUCCUGGAGGCGACUCAGGCGGACUUUUUGGCGCCCAGCUUUGGGAAUGUGCAUGGGGGCUACGGGGUUGUGGGAGCGGAGGGAUGUUGGGAUUUAGAGCUGCUCCAACAGAUCGAAGAGGCCGUCCCGUCCACUCCGCUCGUCCUGCAUGGUACGCAUCCGGUCUCGGACGAGCUUUUCCUCAGGGCAAUUGAAUGUGGCAUGAGCAAGGUGAAUGUUAACCGGACGGUGCGCGACAACUACACGGCGUUUGUGGCGGAGAAUGCGGGAAAGCUGGAGUUGACGGUGCUCAAGGUACGGGCAGUUGAGAUCUACGCUGAGUCGGUGGAAAGGGUGAUGAAGUUGUUUGGCUCGGCAGGCAAGGCUUGA
Aspergillus luchuensis is the source of this 759-nucleotide messenger RNA. RefSeq names its product class II fructose-bisphosphate aldolase. The record is from RefSeq and is a predicted model, not a curated record. Gene Ontology annotation, biological process: carbohydrate metabolic process. The transcript is spliced from 2 exons. Gene Ontology annotation, molecular function: zinc ion binding; aldehyde-lyase activity. Bases 1 to 759 code for a protein of 252 amino acids. NCBI's taxonomy places the organism in Eukaryota, Fungi, Ascomycota, Eurotiomycetes, Eurotiales, Aspergillaceae.